Molecule: messenger RNA, 1415 nt
Organism: Chenopodium quinoa (quinoa)
Lineage: Eukaryota; Viridiplantae; Streptophyta; Magnoliopsida; Caryophyllales; Amaranthaceae
Product: 7-methylguanosine phosphate-specific 5'-nucleotidase A-like
Exons: 10
Coding region: 95-1126 (343 amino acids)
Cellular component (GO): cytoplasm
Molecular function (GO): magnesium ion binding; 5'-nucleotidase activity
Source: RefSeq, a predicted model, not a curated record
CAUUAAUGGUAAUCGUCUAAUCAAAAGCCACUCUCUUUUCCAUGUUGAGCUCCAUUAGCAUUUGCCAUUUGGUAUCCAAAAAGAGGUGCAUGACAUGAACUACGCCUAUCAUCGCUUCCAUCUCAUUAACACUUCCUCUGUUCGCUAUACUCCUCUCAAUCUCAAUUUCCAAAAUCAUCACCUCACUCAAACUAGGAUUGUAGUUUGCAGUGCAAGAAAGUUUUCAAUGGAGGGUAUUGAAAGUGAGGAUAUGGUGGUGGGUGACACUCUUGCUCUUCAGAAGAAGAUUGCUGCUAUUCGUGCUGCUGGACCUUCCAAGCUUCAGGUGAUUGCUGAUUUUGAUGCCACAUUAACAAAAUAUAACAUCAAUGGCCAAAGGGGGCAAACCAGUCAUGGGCUUCUACAGCAGGGGAAUCCAGAGUAUGAUAGAAAGAGACAGGAGCUAUAUGACCAUUACCGUCCAAUAGAAAUUUGUCCAGAAAUUCCAAUUGAUGAGAAAACAAAGCUUAUGGAAGCGUGGUGGGGAAAGACACAUGGACUUCUUGUUGAGGGAGGUCUCACAUUUGAUGAUAUAAGAAAGUCUGUUGCUAAUGCCAGAAUGGCAUUUCGAGAGGGUGUAAUUGAACUGUUUCAGAUUUUAGAGAAAAAAGAUGUUCCUAUCCUAAUAUUCUCUGCAGGACUUGCGGAUAUCAUAGAGGAGGUCCUCAGGCAGAGAAUUCAGAGAUCUUUUAAAAACAUUGAGAUUGUAUCAAACCGGAUGGUCUUUGAUAACGAAGGGAACCUAUCAGCUUUUAAAGGAAAAACUAUUCAUGUCUUGAACAAGAAUGAGCAUGCCCUGGAUAUGGCAGAACCUUUACAUGAUAAAGUGGGAGCUGUGGAUGCGCCUGUUAUUGAUUAUGUUGCCAUGAAACAGAGAACCAAUGUUCUACUUCUUGGAGACCACAUUGGGGACUUGGGAAUGUCAGAUGGUCUUGAUUAUGAAACACGAAUAUCAGUGGGUUUUUUGAAUGACAAGGUCAAUGAAUCUCUUGAGAGUUACAAAAAAGCCUUUGAUGUUGUAUUUUUGAAUGAUGCCCCGAUGUCGGGAGUUGUCAACCUUCUUUCUCAGCUAAUCAAAGAUGGAUGAUGUAUUGACUACAUGCCUUGUAUUCUUUUCACAUCAAUUCCUUAAGUCAACAAUCUGUGCGUAUUGAAAAUACAACAUACGUUGGGAAUUAUGGUUUUAGAGACUAAUCAACUGCUAGCAUUUUCAACUGGGUAUAUGAUCGUCAGAUUGAGCCAUGAUCUUAGCCAAGUAUUUUACGCUUCGGUAAUCAUGAUUAUUGUUUAUUCAUGUUGACAUAAUUGUUAGAAUAAUUUAUUGUUGUACGAAUUUGUCUUCUUAAACUUAAUAACAACCACAUCUUUUCAUUAUA